Molecule: messenger RNA, 981 nt
Organism: Rotaria sp. Silwood1
Lineage: Eukaryota; Metazoa; Rotifera; Eurotatoria; Philodinida; Philodinidae
Source: the annotation of a GenBank genome assembly
AUGCAGCCAAAUCCAAAUCGUACUAAUCGAUUAGCUGUAGACAAUCCUACUCAUUUAAACUCGUAUGAUCCAUCAGCACCUUAUCGUGCAAUGAUGAACCCGCCACCUCCUCCAAUAAACCCUAAUAUUCCAGCUAACAAUUUAUAUCAUGCGAAUCCUAAUCUAUCGAAAAAUGUUCCUCCUGGAACUUAUGAUCCAAGAAAUGGUGCUGCCACACGUAUACCACGAUAUUAUUAUCCACGUUAUGAUGGUGCUUACGAUACUUAUGUUCUUGAAAUGAGAGAAACAGAUCCUUAUUUACAACCAAUAGAUAAUCCACAACCAGCUCCAUUGUCGGAUGAUCCAUAUGCAUCGGGUCCAUAUUAUCCUAAUGCUUCAUCAUAUGGUGUUCCAUCGUCAAGUAAUUAUCCUCAUGAAAAUUUUAAUCCAUAUAGACAAAUACAACCAAAUUCUGAUGUAAUUAGUUCACAUAGAAAAGAUGCUGAUUUAAGCCGUCUUGAAGUAUAUCAUUUUGCUCCAAAACAGAACCCAAUAUUACCACCAGUAGUACAAUAUCAUGUUUAUUCAUAUCCUCCAUCAGUAGGAGGUCAACCACAAUCAAUACCAUCAAAAAAACAAUCAUCUUACUAUUAUCCACAAAAUGAUAAUCAAUCGGAUGUUGCUCAUUAUUUAUCAGAUCCAUCUCAAGGACAAAUACCUUUUGCAGAAACAAAAGCACGUAGUUCUCAAACAGAUCAACCUGCUACAAAGAAUCGUGCAGUUUCUCCGAUGUAUUUUUCUGGUGAACCAUCAUCUAUUACUGAUAAUGAUGGUUAUCCAAAUAUACAACAUAAACAAGUUCAUACUGAUCGAUAUAAUAUUAAAACAGGAAGAAUAAAUCGACAAUUUUAUGAUAAACAUCGUUCAUCUGCUUUGCCUGAUUGUCGUUGUUUAGAUUGUCAACAAGAAAGAUCAAAAGUACUUAACUAUUAUCCUGAUUAA